Molecule: messenger RNA, 1635 nt
Organism: Penicillium manginii
Lineage: Eukaryota; Fungi; Ascomycota; Eurotiomycetes; Eurotiales; Aspergillaceae
Product: GMC family oxidoreductase
Exons: 2
Coding region: 1-1635 (544 amino acids)
Molecular function (GO): flavin adenine dinucleotide binding; oxidoreductase activity, acting on CH-OH group of donors
Source: RefSeq, a predicted model, not a curated record
AUGAAAUCUCACAAUUUACCCCAUGAGACCGAUUAUAUUGUGAUUGGAGGUGGAACGUCUGGGUUAGUCGUUGCUUGUCGACUAUCAGAGAAUCCUAGUAUCCGUAUCACGGUAUUAGAGGCUGGCCCAGAUUGCAGGCAAGAUCCGAGAAUACAAACUCCUGAUGCCUGGGAUACUUUGUCCGAAUCCGAAUUGAAUUGGAAAAUGAGUUUCAUUCCUCAGACUGGCCUUCACGAUCGCGGUCAAGAUCACCGAACUGGGAAAGUACUUGGGGGCUCAUCGGCAAUCAAUGGACUAGUAUUUGUGCCUCCAUCUCCAGCGGGUAUCGAUGCUUGGGCAAAGCUUGGAAAUGAUAAAUGGACAUGGGAAUCCCUGCGCCCUUAUCUCCAGAAGUGCUAUGCCGUCACCGCACCGGAGGGACUACCCCUUUUCCAUAAACAGGAACACGAUGCAGCUGCGGGCCCUAUACAAAUUAGUUGCCCUAUGGCCGAUGAUAAGAUUGGAAUGCGACUUACUCAAGCAUGGGACGAUGCGUUCAGGUCCCAGGGAUAUGAGACCAAUAAUCCCGACCUUCUCGCCGAAAAUACAACGACUGGGACCAGGCCAUUGUUUUCUACUAUCGAUCCCAAGACCGGCAAGCGCAGUAGUGCUGACAGCCAGUAUGGUACUAUAGCCGCAUCUCGUCUGAAUGUGAGAAUUUGCACUGAAACCACAGUGCAAGAGAUCUUAUUUGAUUCCUCAUCUCUGGAUUUACUGGCAACUGGCGUCCGCGUCAAUUACAAUGGGGAGACUAUAACCAUAAAGGCAAAUAAAGAAGUGAUCUUGGCUGCCGGGGCCUUUUGCUCGCCCAUGAUUCUAGAGCACUCUGGUAUAGGGGACAGCGAGUGGCUGGGCCACCUCAGCAUUCCAGUGAAGAUCGACCAGCCUAAUGUGGGACGAAAUCUUCAAAAUCACCUGAUGAACAUUAUACCUGUUCCUAUCAAAGCCAAAUCUGGAAUUGAAGACGCCAAACUCGGAUUAAAGGGGUUGGGGUUCAUGAGGGUUUCUCCAAACGAGCAAGACAAGCUUCUCGGUGCGUAUACCGAGACCGAGGGCAGGCCCAACGAAACAAUCCGAUCGAUUAUCCAACAUCCUAACGAGGCCUCCGCCAGUACCUUGCUUUCUCUCAUAUCUCCAGAGCUAGCUGUUGUGGGCGUCAUUAACAGCUAUCCAUUUUCACGAGGAAGUCUGCACACGAGUUCCAAUGGGUUUAAAGAAACGCCUAUUGCGGAUGCGGCUUUCUUAAGCAACGAGCUAGAUCUCGAGUUAUUAGCUCGGAAUGUGCGAAAUAUGUACGACUUGAUUAGAUCUCCGGAGCUUGGUCAAUACCUCGACCUGGGCGAUGUACCCGAUGAUAUUGAGUCAAUAAAGACCAGCAUUCGCGCGAACGCAUUGGCCACUAAUCAUAUCUGCGGGACACUCGCGAUGUUUCCUCGCUCUGCUGGGGGCGUGGUGGAUCAAGAUUUGAAGGUUUAUGGUACACAAAAUCUACGCGUUGUUGAUGCGAGCAUUUUCCCCCUUACUCCUCAUGCUAAUCCUUUGGCCACUGUCUAUGCUGUGGCUGAGCGGGCUGCUGAUUUGAUUCGAGGAUUUUGA